Sphenostylis stenocarpa is the source of this 759-nucleotide messenger RNA. The record is from the annotation of a GenBank genome assembly. NCBI's taxonomy places the organism in Eukaryota, Viridiplantae, Streptophyta, Magnoliopsida, Fabales, Fabaceae.
AUGUUUAGGGACGUGUCUAGCUGCAACACCUACAACUACGGCGAUGCUCUGUAUUGGGACGCGCGCUACAUCCAAGAGGGUGGUUCCUUCGAUUGGUACCAGCGUUACUCUGCUCUCCGACCUUUUGUUCGCAAUUUCAUCCCUCUUUCUUCCAGGAUUCUCAUGGUUGGUUGCGGCAAUGCUGUUAUGUCUGAGGAUAUGGUCAAAGAUGGUUAUGAGCACAUCACGAAUAUUGAUAUUUCAUCAGUUGCGAUUGAGAUGAUGAGAAGAAAAUAUGAGUACAUCCCUCAGCUAAAAUAUUUGCAGAUGGAUGUCAGGGAUAUGAGCCUUUUUCCGGAUGAAUCUUUUGAUGGUGUUAUUGAUAAAGGAACUCUCGAUUCAUUGAUGUGUGGUACAGAUGCUCCAAUUAGUGCUUCUCAGAUGCUUGCAGAAGUGUGUAGACUUCUAAAACCUGGAGGGACUUAUAUUUUGAUCACAUAUGGUGAUCCAACAGUAAGGAUGCCUCAUCUAAGCAGACCUGUGUUCAAUUGGAAAAUUACGUUGUAUAAUAUCCCAAGACCAGGAUUUCAAAAGCCCGAAAGUAGUACACCAUCGAGAAAAUCAUACUUAGAGCCCAUCCCUCUUUCUGAAAAGGGCGUGCUCCCAACAGAUUUUGUUCUGGAAGAUCCAGAUUCUCACUAUAUAUAUGUUUGUAAAAAGAUAAAUGAUAUAGAAAUAGACAGUAUACCCACGUAUCAAUUAACAGCUGAUGUUUUAUAG